ACCUUGCCAGUUGCCUCCCUGUCCCUGCAAGCAACAACCUCUGCCUCACAUCAUCUCCCUCUAACACCAAGCCAUCGUCUACUGUACACCAUCGCUCUGCAUCUCCUCCCAAGCAGCCACCAAGCACCAACAUCAGCUCACCGUUUAAUGGCGGAAGUCGGGAAGCUGAAUGACUUCCUGCUUUGUUUUGUUUUUAUUGGGGUUGUCAACGUCGGUGCAUGGUGGUGGUGCAGAUGUGUUGGCUUCCGAUGGUGGAGAGGACAACAACCAUGGAAGUGUGGUAGGUAGGUGAGGAAGGAGGGAUGCAGGUGUUAAAGUGUUGUUCGUUGCGUGGAGGAUUCCCUCACUAGUCUUCAGUCCGCCGCCUCUAUUCACCGGCGUCCGGCGAUGAGUUGCUUCUACUCUUUCCGCUCUCUUCUUUCCUUCUAUCUCCUCUGCAGAUGGCCUUUCCGCUCCUCCGGUAACCGGAUAACUAUAAGGGUCAAACACAAUUAUGGCAGAAUCUAUUGUUAAAUUAGCUUCCCAGUGGAUUGUUUCUUUGCUGAAGCGAGAGGCUGACACAUUAUUCAAAGUUGUGGAUCAAGUAAAAGGUCUCCAACAAGAGCUGGAAUUGAUGCAGGCGUACCUCCAAGAUGCUGAUGCAAGGCAAGAAGAGAAAGAAGUUCGCACUUUGAUAAACCAAAUAAGAAAGCUUGUCUAUGAUGUUGAGGAUGUGAUUGAUACUUACAUCCUUAAAGUCCCAGCGCCAACUGAGAAGCACAGGAUCAAGAGAUAUGGCCGCCUCCUAUAUAAUGCUCCUGAAAUCUAUAAAGUUGGGAAGCAAAUGAUAGUGAUGCAGAGUGAUGUGCAGCGAAUGACUAAAAAAUUAGAUAGUUAUGGGCUGAAAAGAAUCGCCCCUGAGUUACAAGAAGGUUUCAGAAAACUUCACAACGUUGAAUAUUGGAGGGCACCAAGCUACUCCUUUGAGGACAACAGCUGUAAGUAUGUUGUUGGCAUAGAGAAAGACGUUUCGAAGCUGUUAGAAGUACUUAUGGGCGAGGGAAACACCCAUAUAAAUAUUAUUUCUAUUGUAGGAAUAGGUGGCUCUGGAAAAACUACCCUGGCAAGGAAGCUGUACAACCAUCCAUUUGCAAAGGAGUGCUUCAAUUGCGUGGCAUGGGUUUUUAUAUCUCAAGAAUGGAGCACUCGACAUGUACUCUCAGAGAUCUUAAGGAUGGUUGGAGGUCAAGGGGAGACUUAUGAAUUGCAUGCUAAAUUGAGUGCAGAAGAGUUGGUCGACAAGCUCCGCGACAUCUUGAAAAAGAAGGCGUACCUGAUCGUUCUAGAUGAUGUGUGGAGAAGAGAGGCUCUAAAGGAAAUACUCCCUGCCCUUCCAUUAUCAGAAGAUAUUAAUAGAGAAAGCAAGAUUAUCAUUACAACUCGUAACCGAGAAAUCGUUCAUUUUGAAAAUAUACAGCAGCAACUGUUUGUCCACGAGCCACAACCUCUAAGUAAGGAAGAGAGUUGGGAGUUGUUCAGUAAGGUCGCACUCGGUGAUCGUACUGAUUGCAAUAUGGAAGAUUUUAGGAGUUUAGGUAUGGUUAUGUUGAAGAAUUGUGGGGGACUUCCCUUGGCUGUAGUGGCUCUAGCUGGGAUAUUGAAGACGAGACGAAGCAUUGGAGAAUGGCAGCAGAUCAAUGAAACUAUAAAAUUAAGAUUGAUGAAGGGUUUGUCUUCAAGCGCGCAUGGUAGUGUAGAAGGUUUGCUAGCUUUGAGCUAUGAAGAUCUUCCUAACCAUUUGAAGCAUUGCUUUCUUUAUCUGGGUCUAUUUCCAGAAGAUUGUCAAAUUCCAGCCGGCAUGCUAACUCGAAUGUGGAUAGCUGAAGGUCUCAUCACUGUGCCUGAGGAGAUAUCCCCAGAAGAUGUAGCACUACAGUAUCUAGAGGAAUUGAGCCACCGAUGCAUGAUUCAGGUUGUGCGAACCAACUUCAAUGGAGCCAUAAAGGCAUUUCAUUUCCACGAUCUAUUGCGCGAUCUUUGUCUCAAAAAAGCCAAAGAACAGAGUUUUCUUCAAAUUUGUACAAGUAAUCAAUCCAUGACUACUUUUGCUUCUACCAUGGCAGUUCCACCACGGAGGGCUGCUCUUCAGUCCAGCAUCUUGUUUCCCACACAAGAUUCAAAUCUGAGAUCACUUAUAUUGCUGACAAAAUCUAGCUUAUUACAGACGACCAAUGUCUCCAAGGAGGUAGUGGAUUUUAGGAUUGUACAUAACAGCUUUCAGUUGCUUAGACUAUUAAAUCUUUGGGGUAUUAAGACUGGUGAUGGUGCCUUGCCUAAAGAAAUUGGGCACUUAAUUCAUUUGAGGUACCUUGGUAUUCGUGCCUCAAAUAUUAGAAAACUCCCCAGUUCAAUUGAAAAUCUAAGAAACCUCUUGACCUUAGACUACAGGAACAUUGACUUAGAUAAUGAUGUUCAUGUAAAAAUUCCCAAUGUCCUGUGGAAGCUGGUACAGCUUAGGCAUAUUUUUUUGCCAUUGGAAUAUGCGUGGAAUACUCGAAAAGGGUUACAUUUCAGUGGUUUGAAGAACCUGCGGAUAUUGAGGGGUAUAAGAUCAAAUGGGGGUGAUUGGUUUUCUAGGGAGAUAGUGAAUCUAAGCAUAACUGUGAAGAGGUUGAAGGUAGUUGUGUCAACACAAAAGGAUCUGGAGGCUACUUUCAGUUGCCCUAACCUUAUAUCACAUCAGCUUCGUUCAUUUCAGUGUCACUGGGGAGAGGAAAUAGUUUUAGGGCAUGUGAAUCCAAUGUUUGCUCAUAACCAACACCUUAGUAAGCUGGUAUUGAUUGGGCAAGUAAAGGUGAAAAACUUCUCUCUUAUAUUACCAUCAAACCUUGUCAUAUUAGAAUUGGAGGACAGCGUUGUGGACUAUGAGGAUCCCAUGGAGGCUAUUGGGGCAUUGACCCACCUAAAGCUCCUUAGACUAUCAAAUGCCUACACAGGGACAACAUUCAAAUGCAAGAUCGGCUCGUUUCCUAUGCUUGAGGAGUUUCACCUUGAGAACCUACAUGAGCUGAGCAAGUGGGUGAUUGAGGAGGGGGCAAUGCAGAGUCUUAAAAAGGUACAAAUUUCAGGCUGCAGAAAGUUACAACACUUACCUCAAGGCUUAGAAUUUGUAAGAACCCUUCAGGUACUUGAAUUUAUUGGGGUUCCUAAAGCAUUUGUCAAAGAAGCAACAGAAUGUGGAUGGUCAAGAAAAUUGCUGAGGCUGCCUCAUAACUUUUACGCCAUCAUUGAACAAUGUGACUCUCCUGUUGACUUUUCCUCCAUCAGUAAGCUCCAUGAGCAGCUCAGAGCUGGGGUUUUCUUGAACGAAAAAAAGCAGAAAUACUGGGUCUUGAAGCAAAAUGAGGUCUAUCAUAAUUGCUUCAUGUUGUAUGCCACAUUCCUCGACCCGGGCUUCAGUAGACGACCGGUAAGUGAUGAAUUCGAGCUUUAUUAUGACGAGGGUUGCUGGGAAUGGAUGGACGUGAAAGAAAGUGAUGGUGCAUUAAUGAAGAUGAUCAAAAUAAAUUAUCAUUGUGAUGAAUUUGCGGUGUCUGGGGAAUUCCUUGUAAACAAUCUAUCUCCGCAAGUUACAUACCAUGUUGUGUGUGUGAUCAUGUUACCAGAAUCAGCAAAAACCGCCCGUUUCUAUAGUGCAUCAUCUAGGAUUACCUACCCUUACCGGCGCUUGCAGCGGAAGGAUCUUAACAUGGAUGGUAUGCCAAGAGGUAAAUGGAUAAGACUACCAAUUUGUGAUUACGACACACCUCGAAUAAGUAGAGGUGGAAAAAUAAACUUCAGCUUGCGUUUCGAAGAGCCUGGAUUACUCAUCCAAGGUGUCAUUAUUGAGCCCAAACUAUGAAGCUUCUGGUGGUGGACCGGAACAACAAACCAUCUCUUUCGUGCCAAUUAUAAGGAAGCUUUUCAGUUCAAUUGGGUAUUUGAGGAUGUUAUGGACUUUAGAUUACAGGAACGUUGACUCUGACAUACCUGUAAAAAUUCCCUGGGAUGUUUGUGCAACUUAGGCAUCUAUAUACUUGUCUGUUCAAUCUCCUUGAAGAUUAAAAGAGUUGUAGCAGAGUUCUAUCUCAAAACCUACUAAUUGUACGGGGUGUAAGAUGUACUGGAGGAGCCGAGGAGCGAUUGGUUUGUAAGAGGGGUGUCAAAACUGAACAAAUAUCUGCAGAACAUGAAGAUGAUUGUCACUACAGAAAAGAAUCUGAAGGCUGCCUUCUAUUGCGAAAGCCUUCUACAGAAAACAUAUUGACUCUGUACAUUUCACAUUGAGUGGAGAGAAGUUGAUCAUGACGGUUUACCAGUGUGGAACACUAACAUGCAUAACUGGGAAUGGACUGAAACUGAAGACAGGUAUUUUAUAAAGAAAGGAAAUGGUGUUCUUCCUAUUCGAAUUAUAUACUUUUUGAGGACCUAAAACAGAAUUAUCCCUUAUUAUUUCAGUAUUUCUAAAUGAAAGUCUCUUAUUGUUCUUUUGCUGCAGAUAUGGUGCAUUAAUUGAAGUGGUGAAACUUAAAUCUUCAGAGCUUCAUGUGGUUGGAAAAUUCAGCACCGAAGAUCUCUCUCCAAGUGUAACAUAUACAUUCAGUUAUGUGAUAAUGUUAGGUGACUCGGCAUCAGUAGAGGAUCCCUUAAUGUUCUUUACGCUUACUAUUUGCACGGACUCCAAUGUAAUAUUUAACCACUUAUAUAUCCAAUUCCGUAUGUGAAAAAAUUAUAAAAAGUUAUAUUCUGAAAAUAUAUAUCGAAA
Messenger RNA from Spinacia oleracea (spinach), 4783 nucleotides. Its product is annotated as probable disease resistance protein RF45. Gene Ontology annotation, molecular function: ADP binding. Bases 494 to 3880 code for a protein of 1128 amino acids. The transcript has 5 exons. The record is from RefSeq and is a predicted model, not a curated record. Gene Ontology annotation, biological process: defense response to other organism. Lineage: Eukaryota; Viridiplantae; Streptophyta; Magnoliopsida; Caryophyllales; Amaranthaceae.